Messenger RNA from Monopterus albus (swamp eel), 1535 nucleotides. Its product is annotated as gonadotropin-releasing hormone II receptor-like. Gene Ontology annotation, biological process: cellular response to hormone stimulus; G protein-coupled receptor signaling pathway. Lineage: Eukaryota; Metazoa; Chordata; Actinopteri; Synbranchiformes; Synbranchidae. The coding region runs from base 1 to 627 and encodes 208 amino acids. Gene Ontology annotation, molecular function: G protein-coupled receptor activity; peptide binding. Gene Ontology annotation, cellular component: plasma membrane. The record is from RefSeq and is a predicted model, not a curated record. The transcript has 4 exons.
AUGUCAGUGGAUGAACUGCAGAGAUCUACAGCUGAGCUGUUCAUCUUCAGAGCGGUCCGGGUUGAGGCUGUCGACUUCACUCAGUGUGCAACUCAUGGCAGCUUUGGCCACCGCUGGCAGGAGACGGUUUACAACAUGUUCCACUUCACCACGCUGUACGUCAUCCCCCUGCUGGUGAUGAGCUGCUGCUACAGCCGCAUCCUUCUGCACAUCCACCAGCAGCAUCUGAGGGAUAAAGGUGAGUCAUAUCUGCGUCGCAGUGGCACUGACAUCAUCCCCAAAGCUCGGAUGAAGACUCUGAAGAUGACGGUGGUCAUUGUGCUAUCCUUCGUGGUGUGCUGGACUCCAUACUACCUGCUGGGGAUCUGGUACUGGUUCCAGCCCAACAUGGUGCACGUCACACCUGAGUAUAUCCACCACGCCCUCUUUGUGUUUGGGAACCUGAACACCUGCUGUGACCCAGUCAUCUAUGGCUUCUACAUGCCAUCCUUCAGGGCUGACCUCGCCGCCUGCUGUCACCGGACGACAAGCAACGCCUCUCCACUAUCUCAGGAGCAGUUCUCUGGCAGGCAGGGUCAUCACAGUGGGAAGUUGCACCCUGCCACCAACAACCAGGCAGGAGACUGACACUGACCAGUCAGCGGCCAGGAGUUAAUCAUUGUCACUAUCAGCUUGUGAAGACCUGAACUGGGACUGCAGGAGGUGGACCAGAACUCUGAGUCUGCCCCCUGGUGGACAAACACCACAAACCGCAGCUUUAACAGGACAUUAACAUCUUUGCUAUGAUUGUCUCUGUAAAAGGAUAAAAUCGCCGAUCAUUAUUUUCUGUAAAAUUGUUUUUAAAAAUUUUGUUUUUAUAUUUUUCAUUUAUUGAACAAGUUUCUGUUACAAGUUCACAGUUUUUUUUUUAUCUUAUAUGUCUUGUGAUUGCCUGGUACAUUUGUGCUGUCUGUCCACCUGCUGAAGUCUCUGUCUUGCUGACGGACAGCUGCUCUGAUACAGAGACAGAAUACGCUGCUCAUUCAGACUGAAGCUGCUAAUGCUAAUGGGGUCUUCCUGCAAGUGAUCAUUGUUAACAGGCACAGAACAUAAUUCAGAUUAACAACAGAGGAAAAGGAUUCCCUUUAAAAAUUUGCUUCUGUUUCAUGUCAUCAGUCAGAAUGAAAACGGAAUCUUUUCGUUGUGCUUAGAGGAAAUGGGCGAAACUCCACUUUGGCUGUCUAAGCACAAAAACAGCAGUCCAAUGACAAUAAAGAACCAGGUGAAAAACUUAUGUCUGGUCACUGUGGUAGUUUUAUUCACAGCAGCAUAUGAGCAUAAAAACCAGGCAUAUGAUGAGCUUCAUCAGGAUGCAUCAUGCAACCAAUCAACAGGAAAUCAGUCACACCUGUGAGAAGCUACACCAGCCAACACCUGAAGAAAUAGACUUGUCACCAAAGGCCAAAGGAGAAAAUCAAUCCCAAAUAAUUUCUAAAAUAAUACAGACAAAAACAUGUCACAUGAUCCACUGCAAAUAAAACAGAUUCUUAACCUGA